AUGAAAAUGGCUGUCUUGAUACCAGACGGUUUUCAGUGCCAUACCUUUGCCAAGGAAUCAGAACGAAUUGAACCAGUAAUUGAUUACCCUGAUCGCUUUCAGCAGUUCAGUGCAUCACUUUCCCUAUAUUUCUUUACGCUUUACUCUCUCUCUCCCUCUCUCUCUCUCUCUCUCCCUCAGUCUUCCCCCAUCUCUCUCUCUCUCUCUCCCUCAGUCUUCCCCUAUCUCUCUCUCUCUCUCUCUCUCUCUCUCUUUCCAUCUACUUCUCCCUCGGACUCUCUCUCACUCUUUUUUCACAUCUGUUUUUUUUUCUUUUUUUCUCUCUUUUUCUCACUCUCACUCACAAUCGUCUGCUGUCUCUCUCUUUCUCCCAACUCUUUUUUAACCACCCUCAGUCUUCCCCCAUAUCUCUCUCUCUCUCUUUCUCUCUCUCUCUCUCCAUCUACUUCUCCCUCGGACUCUCUCUCACUCUUUUUUCACAUCUGUUUUUUUCUCUCUUUUUUCUUUUUUUCUCUCUUUUUCUCACUCUCACUCACAAUCGUCUGCUGUCUCUCUCUUUCCCCCAACUCUCUUUUACCCACCCUCAGUCUUCCCCCAUCUCUCUCUCUCUCUCUCUCUCUCUCUCUCUCUCUCUCUCGUGCAGAACUUACAAAUACAUCUCAAUAUAUCUCUAUAUAUCUCCACCUGCAGCAUAUUCAGAAGUAA
Acanthosepion pharaonis is the source of this 705-nucleotide messenger RNA. The record is from the annotation of a GenBank genome assembly. Lineage: Eukaryota; Metazoa; Mollusca; Cephalopoda; Sepiida; Sepiidae.